AUGGCCAAUCAAGUUGUAAUUCUAGCGGUUGUUGUGAUAGUAACUCUUGUAAACUUCAUGAUGUGGAGUGGAACUAAUUAUGGGAGCAACGUUUCCUCUUCUGCUCGAUUGAAUUCGAUUCCUUCUGUGAUCUCAUUUGCUAAUCUCUCUAAAAGAAGUCUCACUGAAAUUGAAAACAAUAUGCAGGAGAUAAAACAAAAGCUGGAAUCGGAAAUGGACAUUUUGAAGGCGUUGAAACUUGGACAACAAGGACCAGGAGAGAGUUUCGAGGCGCAUUUUGAGAAAAUGAAAAACUUCUCCAUUAGCCAAGUGGCUCUCCGAAAGCGAACUUUAGCUUCUAUUUAUAACAAAGAGCAGUACUGGCUACUGUAUGGAGCACUGGGUCCUGAAGUUUUUUGUCCGGAAAAAGUGAGAGUUGGAACUGUUGGAGAUGGUGGGAAAUGGGUUUGUAAUCCGUGGAAAACGCCGAAGGAUAGUGUAAUGAUCUCCUUGGGUCUAAACAACUUGAUCACAUUUGAGGAGGAAUGGCAGAAAAUCACAAAUAAUGUAAAUGUGCUUUAUGGAUAUGAUGCGGCUGAGCAAUCCGAGGUAACCAAAAAAACAUACGCCACAAUCCGAGGGACUUCAAAAAAGGCUACGAUUUCUGUUGGAACCGAUGCUGCAAAAUUCAGAUACACAAUCGAAGAUCUCAUGAAAGAAUCCAAUAUUACGAAUGUGGAAAUUCUGAAAAUCGAUAUCGAAGGAGCCGAGCUGACUUGUCUGAUUCCGUUUUUGAAAAAAUUCCAAGUUUGUCAAAUUUAUCUGGAGGCACAUGGAGGAGCAAAGGAGCAUGCGGACCUUCUUCGACAGAUUGCUCAUCUCAACUACCGUAUCUUUUCCUAUGAGAUCAAUGGUUAUGCAAUGGAAGCUUGCGAGUACAGUUUCAUUCAUGAAUCGUGUGUAGACAAAUAUGGAGCGAUGAGAAUAGCGAAUUUUUUGGAUUUUAAGGCUUAG
Messenger RNA from Caenorhabditis briggsae, 993 nucleotides. The transcript is spliced from 5 exons. The record is from RefSeq and is a predicted model, not a curated record. Bases 1 to 993 code for a protein of 330 amino acids. NCBI's taxonomy places the organism in Eukaryota, Metazoa, Nematoda, Chromadorea, Rhabditida, Rhabditidae.